Messenger RNA from Bursaphelenchus xylophilus (pine wood nematode), 7970 nucleotides. The record is from the annotation of a GenBank genome assembly. NCBI's taxonomy places the organism in Eukaryota, Metazoa, Nematoda, Chromadorea, Rhabditida, Aphelenchoididae.
AUGUCCACAGAGAUGUCGGAUGAUGAACCAAAUGUAAGUUCAAUUUUUAUGUAUAUUUUUGAAGUUUUAGAUACCUUCAUCUAACCUUCAUCUAGUAUGAUAUAAAAAAUUGCGAUGAUCUCAUUUUUCUUAUAGUUUAUGGAGGGGAAUAUGACAUCUAGAGAGUUCAUGAUUACAUUUCAUCCGUUUUCAGGAACCUUAUUCCGGUAAAAGGUGCAAAAUUGUCCAUCAGAUCCUUCAGAUGCCGUUGGUGAAGAGCAAAGCGAGCAGCGGCUUUAAAAACUAUUGCAAGAGGAUAAAUGAGGGCCAAAUCAAACUUCCAGUCGAGUAAGCAUUUUUUAUUAAUAAAACAAACAAGUUUUUUUUAUUUUUUGUGUAAUAAUUUUAUAUUAUACAUGACAAUUUUGCUAAAAAAUGAAGAUAAUUGAUGAUUUAAACGUUUUAACAGUUGCUUUACCCUUGGAAUAUUAAUUUUCCAACUAUUUCAGAGCUAAAUGCAAGUCGAACAGUGACAAAGAGCUUCGUAAAUUGGAAGUUUUAUCAGUUCUGAGGUCUAAAGUAAGUUAAUUUUGAGAUUUUUUUUUAAUUUUAAGGUGUGAGACUGCAGAAUGUGAUGUUAGUAAGCUCUGUUAUAACCAAUUUGAAUUUAUGGGAUGUUUUAUAGCACGAAUUUACACCUAUUUUCAGUGGAAUUCGAUGCCUUUUACCAGCCGGGUCAAGUUCGAAUCCGAAGAAUCCCCGGAAAUCACGGAUUUUCCCCUUGUUUUUGACUGCAAGCCUGUGGAUAGCAGCUAUAUACCCUGUAUUCUCUGCACUCAUAAUGAUCUAAGGUUUACAAAUUCCGAUACUUUGAUGGUACGUUAAAAUUUCUCUUUAUUUUAUCUGAAUUUAGGUACAUUUGAAUGAAAAGCACGUCCCAGAAGCCCUCUAUGUUUGUUACUGUUGCUAUAGGGGCUUCUUCGACCAUGGGUCGUACAGAGAACACACCAAGGUGCAUGAUGGAUUCAAGCUUCAGAACAAAAAUUCAGUCUUGCUGAUUAUUUGUAGUGGUUGCGGAGCAGAAUUUGCGGCAAAACCAGAUGAAGAUAGGCGAUUUGGAGAGGAAUAUGUAAAGUUUAUGGUGAGAUGUUUGAUUUGGAAUAUGUUUUGAGCAGAAUUGAAACUAUUUUGCCGGGUUGUGAUUAUAAAUUAUAUUAUUUUAGCUCCAUCAUUCCCGAGCUAAUCUGAGGUUGAUAAAAAUCCAUUACAAUGACAAGAUAACCCCAUCUGUGUCAACGUUCUGGCCCAGUAAUGAGAUUGGCAGAAUCAAAACCAAAGUGAAAUCGCAAGUUUAAUAUUAAAUUUUUGAUUAUAUUACUUUAGGUUCAAGGUUGAUGGCCAAGCCGAAAUUUUAAUUGAAGAUAAUUUGAAGAGAAUGAGCCUGCUGAGAGCUUUAGAUGUUCCAAACAAGAAUCCGAAGAAAGCUUUUCAGAAAGGGCUAAAAGUUUUAAAUGGAGAAGAUAGCAAGGCAAGUGCAAUAUAAAAUUUUGUUUGGAUUUGUUAAUUUUUUGUCUUAAUACGAGCUAAGAGGUUUAGAGAUUAUAUUUUAAUAACUUGGCUAAAUUUUUUUAGCUGAACGGAACUUAUGACGAAAAACAGAUCUUCUCCAUGGAUAAUAUCGAUCUUUUGAAGGAAUACUCGGUCAAAUUAAAGUCCCAUAAUGUGGAAAGGAAUGGGCAGCUCCAUGAUACUGUUAGCUUUGAGAUCUCAUCGAAUAACGGGUAUUUUUCUCAUGGUUUGGAGCUAGAUGGACUUAAUUUGACUCAAGAGUAAGUGCAAUACACUUUUUUUAAAUGCUGUCAUAAAAAUUGUUUUAAAUGGAGUAUAGUGAUAUACAUGGUCUAUAUUUGCAGUUUAUACCAAUGCCGGCGCUGUUGUUACCUCGAUUUUGAGGAGAAAUCUUUUGCCCAACAUCAAGAAGAGUGCAUGCCGAAGGUGAAAAGACACUCCUCCUUCUUCAAAAUCCACUCAAAAUAUCAGAAUUCGAAUUCGCCGAUACCUUGUUUCAAAUGCAAAACCAAACACUGCUCGGUUCAAGGGCUGGCCACACAUUUCGCCGUCAAACAUCAGGUCCAAAUCACGGUCAAACCCCAUAGCUGUAAGUGAAAAUACUCGAAAAAUUGGCUCGUUUUUGUAGAUUCAGUCGACGCGACAUACAAAAUUCAGAUGGAUCGGGUGAAAAGGACGGUUUUUGAUCAAGAAUUAGAUGUGAUGAUCAGCGAAAGUAAGUGUAAUAUAAAUUUUGAAUCUUUUCCUCGAGAUUUUUGGAUAAACUAAUGUCCAAUCACAUUUUUAGUCUUGAUGAGCAAAGAAAACGACACCCCGGUGCGAACGCCGGCGCCAGUGACCUCCUCCAGCCCCACCAAUAGGCUCUUCCGAACCCCGUUCAUCUUCCGAAAACGGCGACUCAACCGAUUGCCCCAGGUCCCCAUGAUUGUUAUAUCGCCGGAGACCACGAGUGAGGCCGGAACCAAGACCAGAAGACGCACGCAGAAGUCGAAUUUGUCCCCGAAUCCUCCCGAUUCGUCAAGAACCCCGAGUACCGGAGGUUCGGAGAAGAAGAAACUCCUGAAAAAGGUGGCCGAACCGACGCCAAAGAAGAAGAAAGACACCGAGGAACAGGAUGAACUGGAAAUACAAAUGGACCAGAUCAUCGAGAAAAUCAUGGCCGAACACAAGGAGAAAACAGAGGAUGCCAAUAACAAGCUGAUGGAGAUGGUGGAAAUCGAGAAACGGAAGAUCUUGGAGGCGGAAAAGAGGAAGGAAUGCGAGAUUGAGAUAUUGGAAAUGGUAGGUGGAGGAUGUUGGAAGGGAAUUGGAGAGAUUUUAGAGGUGGGAAAAGAGAAAUGGACGAUUUUUAGAUGGAAACGGAAAAAAAUUCGAAAUUUUUUGCAGGUACAGUGGGGGACCUGAUCCAGUGGCAAAAAACGUACCAUUUUGCAUCCGGGAAGCAUCAAAAAUGUAUCAAAAUACCUCCCUCUCCAAGUGAAAAAAAACUCCGACCUUCAAAACGAAGUUUUUUCACUUGGAUAGGGAAGCAUUUUGCCAUAUUUUUGAUACUUCCCGGAUGCGAAAUGGUACUGUAUGCCACUAGAUCAGGUCUGUCACUGUAUUUACAAAUGAUCUUGUUUUUGUAAAUACAAAUUUGGACCGAAAUUUUGCUGUUGAAGAGGAAAACCGAGGGUUCGAACAAAUUUUUGAUGGUUACAAUGUCGGACCUGAUCCAGUGGCAAAACACGUACCAUUUUGCAUCCGGGAAGUUUCAAAAAAUGUAGCAAAAUGCCUCAAUCGCUCAAAAAAAAAAACUCCGUUUUGAAGAGCGCCCUUUCCCUCGCAAAAGGAGUGUUUGAAAUCGGAGUUUUUUCGCUUGGAGAGGGAAGCAUUUUGCCACAUUUUUGAUACUUCCCGGAUGCAUAAAGAGGUACGUUUUUACCUCUAGAUCAGGUCUGUCACUGUAUUUACAAAAUAUUUUGUAAAUUACUGUAUACGCCCUAAACUUGUAAGAAUUUGCUAUCAAAAAAAAGAAGAGCUCUUACUCUGACUAUUUCAGCCCAAAACUCCAACUCCAACCCAAGAAGAUGAGGACCUUGAGGCGUCGGAAAUCAUCGAAUGCACUGCCGUCGGCCCUCCCCCCGAUGCCUAUGAUUGUUUGAUGUGUGGCUCAGAGCAGAAGGGACAUAUCUCCUUCAUCUCCCACAUGGUCUCGCAUCCAGAGGUCUUCAAUUGUUGCCCGAUUUGCUCGUCGAAUAAUAUCCCGACCAGCAUGGACAACGUCCUCCAAUUCUUUGACCAUCUGAUCUCAAAUCAUCUGAUUCAAUCCCCGAAUGGCAUAAAAUGCCCGACCUGUGAGCAGAUCUGUGGAAAGGACGUGAGGGAUCGGAGAAGCAUUCGAGUCGCCAUAUCUCAUGUGCUCUAUGAAUGCACAAGACCGAAGCAGUGCAUGCUGUGUGCAUGCACGACGGUCGGAGCGAAGAGAAUGGUCGAAACACACAAAAUGCAUCGUACAAAGGAGCAUAAGAAGGUUUAUAAUAGGUAGGGAGAGAUGAGUAAAAAAUUUUGAGUAGGUGUCUAGUGUAAUAUCGGGAGACCUAGAACAAAGGUGCAAAUGGGCAUAAAAGGUAAUAAAAAUGAAAAAAGAAAGGCUUUGGAGGCAAAAUACGACAACUUCUUGAUCAAAAUUUCCCAAAACAAGAUUCUGUAAGAAGAGAAACACUUGACCCAUUUUUUACAUUUUGAGUAAAGUCUUCCUCUCUUGCUCAAAAUCGAUGCAAUCGAUCGCAAAUUGACGAUGACAUCUUUCUGUCAUAAUUUGAUGUCGCGGCAUGUUUUUGUAGACUGUUUGUGGACAAGAUUUUUUUUUUUAUCUUGAUCAUGGAUAACAUUGUCAAUUUGUCGAAGGUGCCUUCAAAGAAACGCAAUUUUUUGUUGCCGGUUUUUACGCAACGGCUGUUUUUUGUCUGUUGAAGGUUAGCGUCGUUGCAAUUUGGCAUUAUGUGCAUCUUUUUUGAGCUCUACCACUGAUAUUACACUAGACGUCGAGUUGAUGAUUUAAUAUUUUUUGGACGUGAUGCUUGCUGUAAUGCCUUGAAUGUAAUCCUGAUGUGUUUCAGAUUCUAUUGCAGUCGAUGUAUGCUGGGAAUGCACAACAUUGACCAGUACAAGGUCCACAAGUGCAGUUCGGUUGCUUUUCGUUGUGCCUGCGAUCCCUGGGUGGAGUUCAAAGAUCAGCCGGCCGCCUCUUAUCACAUGGCCAAGGCGACGGACUCGCGGAAACACAAUCUUCUCCCCACCAUGGCCCAAUCGGACCUCCGAGUGAUCGUUCACAACAAACCCCCCGCGGAUUCGAAGAGACCCAGCAGAAAUGAGGUCUGGGACUUCCUCAAAAAGUACGACUUCCUCCGAAAACCCAACAAACAGAACGCACAGGACCAGAAGAACUCGGAACAGAUCAGUCCCACCAUCACUGUAAAAGAACAAACCGAAGAUUCGGAGGAAAUUAUUUUGGAAAAAGAGCAAAAGCCCGAAGAAAACCCCCAAAAAGUGGUGGAUAAGAUCCCGGAGAAGAAGAAGGAUACCACAGAGAAGAUAAAGGAGAUCAAGAAGAAGGUCAGGGAGCCAUCUCCACCCAUUGAAACCACCAGCGACGAAAAUAAGAGCCAAGAAAAAAGGGAGUCCGCUUCGCAAGAAAGAAAAGCCCCGAAAAGAAGAAGAACCCAGCCGAAAACAGUAGAAUCAGAUGAGCCGGACCUACGAAAACGACGCUACACUCAUCAGCAAUUGGAACAAGUCAUGCUGUUCAAUCAGAGAUCCCGAAACAUGUGCAAAUUACAUGUGAAAGAGAAGGCGCAGGAGCUGGGCGUGGAAGAUGAGGGUGUCAUUGAUGUGAUGGAGGAUAUUGUGGCCUCGGUCUGCGACAAAUUCACCGCUGGCGCGUCGAGUAAGCCCCGAUUUUUUGAGUGGUUUAUAUUAUUUUAGGUAGUACUAUCAGAAUUUUUAUUUUUUUCGGGGAUUAUUGGUAGAAGAUUGGUGUAAAAUGAUGUCGAAAAAAGAAUAGAGAGCUUAUUGAAUAAUUUUGCAGGUCUACCAUGGCAUGGAAAACGGCUGGGACAACUGAAAACACAAGCAAAGAGGAAAUUGACCCCUCUGGACAUGAAUUCACUUUUUAAAGAGCCGCUGCCGGUCGCUACACCGCCCUCGGGCAAGAAAUACAAGUGUAUCUACAACGACAGACCCGACUGCAACGAAAUCCGCGACAAUUUCGCGGAGAUGCGCGAGCAUUUCCAACGAGAACAUGGCCUUUAUGCAAGGGUAGGGUGUGUAAAGUAUAACCCCGAUUUUUAGCAUCCCACCCCGCUUGAUACGGACGUCUGGCUGUGCCCCAUGUGUAUGUCCAUCUUCACGCACGAAGCGGACCUCGAGGUUCAUCUGAAGAGCCACAAUCACAAUUUCCGAUGGUGCAUUUAUUGCACGUUGAUGUGCAAGUCCGAAGAUGAGUAUGAGUUGCAUAGUCUUGCCCAUAAAUCGAAGAAGGUGGCACUAAUUUGCACUGAACACAUGAAUGCGUUUGAUAAUGUGAGUUUCGGGGGUGGUUUUGGAUGGUUUUGAGGGAAAUCAGGUUUUCGUGCCGGGACCAAAUUCGAUGCUGGAUAAGAUUGGAAAUUUGUUUGAAUCUCGGCUUCUGAAGAUUUUGUGAAGGAUAAAAUGUUGAAUUUUCAGCCAUUCAACUACUUUGUGCACCUGGAAACACAUGGGCAACGAGUCCUCAAGUUCUGCAAAAUGUGCGGCUUUGCCAACAGCUCGGUGAGAGAGGUGAUGAGGCACAUUGACAAGUGCACCCAGACCCGAUUCCAACUGGGCGAACAAUUGACCCGAGCGCGAAUGGCAUUGGGCUACUGUAUCGCCAGCUCGGCCUUCAUCCGUCGACCUUUGAGAACGGAGUUCCUCCAGAAAGUAAUGUCAGAAAAGGUGAAAUUUGCGAAGAUGAUGAAGUGCGACCAUUCAUUUGCCCUGUUCGCUCAAGGCGGACCAGUUCUAACUUGCAUUCAUUGCAGUUGCCCUGUAAGUGGUAAUUUUUUCACAAAAAUUUGGGGGUUUUGAAGAAUUUGCGGGCUUUUAAGGAUGAAUAAGGUCGGAAAUAGGAUGAUUUGACGAGAAUAGAGUGUGGGAGACUGACUUUUCAGUUUUGUGUUCUAAAAAUAGUAAUAUCGGAGAUUUUUUUUGUAAAAUUUGUAAUGUAAUAUAUUUUUAGAUUUCGGAUCUUGAAUGGUGCAAGCGGUACACAGCCGAGGCCUUGGAGCUGAGUAAAUCUCGAAUUGUAAGUUUAACUUUCCAGAAUUUAGAAUUUUAUGCCUAUAAUUGCUGAAAAAUUAGUUAUCUUUUUUUCAGAAGACGGUCCUCAAUGUAAACCAACAAACUGGGAAUCCGGACGAAUUGGGGAACGAUAUAAGAGUAAUUCCUCGAGACCCGGGCGAAAUCAAGACAGGAUUCCUGAUUCAGCAAUGCCCCCUCAGCCUGGACAACACGGUACUCCCAUCGACAUCCGGAACUCAACGAAAUGUAAGGUGCACAACGGAUUCGGAAGCGAUCUGGCAAAGAAGAUGCAAGGAAGAGCCUCAAGAAUCAGUCAUAACUCUUGAGGAUGACGAUGAACUCAUGGUUAUAGCGGAGACCCCAAAAAGAGCGCCAAAACGAUCGUCGAGUGUGAAGUUGGUGGCACCUCAAAAAGCGGGCACUUCGAAAAGGGAUGUGAUCAUGAAUUCGAUGAAUAAAAUGAGUGUGAAACCAGUGUACAGACAGCCGGAGAGGCAGAAUGUGAAGUUGAUUCCAGUACAAGUAAGUUGAGUUUGAAAUUUGAGACUUUUUGCACUGUGCGAAAAAUUUGGGAUUUUUGCACUGUGCGGAGAAAUUAAAAAAUUCUGCACUGUGCAGGAAAAAAUAGAGGGUGGCAUAAAAAUUUUUGUAGGAGUUCCUAGUAAACUGAGAGGUGUUUAGAAAGCAGUUAUGCAAUUUAUAGCCUACGGGCAAAUCAGAUAAUGCAUGACUAGAAGUUUGCACAGUGCAGAUUUUCGAAUGCCCAUAAUGCCCAGUAUUAUGAGCGGGACAACCGAAACUAUAUAUUUCCUACUGCUUACUAACACUCUAAAUAUUCCGAAUUUCAGUUCCAACCCGGUCGCAUGUACCCGCUCCCCCACAAUCAUCCCCAAUUCCAUGUGCGCACGGUGCCGCGCUCCCAGGUCGUCGUAAAUCCGGCCUCGUAUGCGCCGUAUGCCGCCAAUCCCCGCGCCCAUCCCAUCCAACUCCAACCCAAUAGUCCGGUCAUUUAUCGCACCAAUCAGCAGCAGAAUUGGACGGUGACCCAUCGGCCCGGCAACAUUCCCGCCUCCACCCCUUCCACCUCGAGACAAAGCCAAUCCCCGUGGAGACAGAUGUAA